CUUAAGGCUAUCAUCACUAAUCACAAUAACAGUGACAGCUUUGAAAACUUUACAUAGAUUUAAAAAAAUUGUAUACACAUUGUAAAUAAAAUACCAAAGGUCCAUUAUAUUACGAGAAGAUAAUUUUUCAUCAUAAUCGUAAUUAACAUUUCGAUGACUUUAAAGUCGAUACAGUUUCGUGCAGAAGCUUAUCAAAUAUGGCGUCGGAGUGGAAAAUCACAGAGAAAUAUUGUUUGUAUUAGUUAAUUCAGAGAAAAUCCUUAUGUUUACGUUUACAGAUAACAGUUUGAUUGUUAUUGUGCACGUAUUCAUAUCACGUGGACUUCGAAACGACUCAGAUUAUUUGACAAAUCAUACAAAGAUGUCAGUAAAUUAAAAUAUAAUAAGAACAUACAUUUCGAACACCAUGGUUCGUUUCCUGUCUGAGGAUAAAUUGAAAGGGUUCGAGAAAUACAAAUACAACUCAGUGGACACCAGUUUACUCAGCAAUUAUGUUAUGCACCCUUUUUGGAAUUGGUGCGUCCAAUUUUGUCCUGUGUGGGUAGCACCGAACUUGCUAACGUUUAUGGGCUUCCUCCUCACGGUCCUUAAUUUCUUGCUUUUCUCAUAUUAUGAUUAUGGAUUCUACGCUUUGACUGGAGAUAAUGCUACCAAAGGCAGGAUACCACCUUGGGUGUGGGCCGCGUCUGCUGUGAAUCUCUUUGUUGCAUAUACUUUAGAUGGUAUCGACGGGAAACAAGCGCGUCGCACCGGUACAAGCGGUCCUUUGGGCGAACUUUUCGACCACGGACUUGAUUCCUACUCCGCAGUCCUCAUACCGACAUGUCUUUACAGUAUAUUCGGAAGGGACGAGGUCAGCCCGCUGAGGUUCUUCUUCGUGAUAUGGAAUAUCUUCAUCAACUUCUAUUUGACGCACUGGGAGAAGUACAACACCGGCGUCAUGUUCUUGCCUUGGGGAUACGAUUUCACUAUGCUCGGUUCGUGUGUACUGCUGCUGGUGACGUCGGCGACAGGGCCGGAGGCGUGGCACGUGCCGCUGCCCGGUGGCCUCACGCCCGGCAUCGUGUUCGAGUUCGUGCUGUACUUCUCCGCAAUUAUCACCAGCCAAACGGUCAUACUCUGGAAUAUCUACAAAUCGUACCGCGACGGAACCGGCAAGAUGCGUUCGUUUACCGAAGCGAUACGUCCUCUCGUACCUCUGGUCGCGUUCUUGGCGCUGAGCACGGCCUGGGCGGUCUACUCGCCGAACAACAUCAUCGAACUCGGGCCCAGACUGUUCUACGUGCUCACCGGGACUAUAUUCUCCAAUAUCAAUUGUCGCCUAAUCGUGUCUCAGAUGAGUGACACUCGUUGUGAGGCGCUGAACGAGCUGUUGGUUCCGUACGCGGUGGUGGUGGCGGUGGCGCUGUGCCGGCCCGUGUCCGCCUCCACCGAGCUCAUGAUGCUGGCCGGGCUGUGUGUCGCCAGCUCCCUCGCACACAUAUACUAUGGCACUAAAGUGGUGCAAGAAAUGUGCGAACAUUUCAAAAUCGAAUGUUUCCAUAUCAAGCCAAAGAUAAAGUAACUAUUUUAUUCCAUUAGUUUUUAAUCUAUUGAUCUGAUCAACAUAUUAUACCUCUAUAAAAUUGUGUGGUUGUAUGUGUAUUUAAUGUUACAUAGUUAAUGUAGUGGUAGUGUCACUUGUGAUGGUAAACGUUUAGAAAUUUGAAAUUUUGUAGGUGAAUGUGCAAGUCUUAUAGAUAUUAUUACUAUUGUUAUGUGAUAUACGGACUCAUAGUUAAGUUUAUAAUAAUGAAUACCUUAAUAAUUGGAAGGGCGAGCCCAUUUUAGUCUUGUUUAUAGUAGACCAUUAUAAUUUUGGAUUGACCUGGGAAGUGUCAAGACUUAGAAAUUAACAUUAAAUUCAAAAUUACAAAUUGUAGGAUUUUUUUGUCUACUAAACAUUAUUUUUAUUAUUAAUUUUUCUGUGGGACUGAUCUUUGUGGUCAUAAAACUAGUGAAACUAGUCAUUAUCGAUUUUAUUUGCCUAAUUAUAAAAUAUAUAUAUAUAUAUAUACAUAUUGUUUAAUUUGCCAUUAAUUCUAGUAUGUAGGACUCUUGUAGCCACCAUCAGAAUUUUGUCUGUUCAUUUUUUGGUAAAUGGUGUGCUUCAGAUUAAAUUUCACUAAACUGAUUUUACUGUGCAGUGUGUGGAAUCCUCUGUAAUACGAAUCUGAAUUAAAUUAUUCAUGUAACUAAAGAUCCUCAUCUCCUACUAUUUUAGAAAAUAAUUAUCGUGAUCUUUAGUUCUAAUAUACACUGUUUUGUCCCCUGGUGUAUUAUAUUUUUUCAAUACCAAAAAUCGCUUAAGCAUUUACAAGAAAACUUAUUUGAUGUGGAAUUGAAUUAGUAGUUUUUGUUGCAUGUUACCAUUAUAUUAUAAAUAGUAAAAUUGUACUCGAAAGGAUUGUAAUGAGUUGAACUUUUUCCGGAACCAUUAAUAUUGGACAUUGGUUAAACAAUAUGUCACAUACUACAGUAAAAUUAUUGAUCACUGUGAGAAAUCAAAAACAAAAAAUGAAUUAAAAAAACUAUCUGACAUGUCAUUUUGUUAUGAUAAUAUAUUAGAUUUCAAUGUUUAUUUUGUACUAUUUUAGAUAUAGUUUAUUAUAUGCUUUUGGUAUAUGAAAUUGUGCAUGCUGAUUUAAAGAGCAAAACAGCACUCAAUAGCAUUGCAUAUAUGGACCGUUUAUUUUGAAAGUGGCGUAAGUCCAUUUUCUUUUGUUACAGGCAAAUCAUAUGAGGUCUGGCUAUGCCACCUACCGCUGUCAAUUGGGCAUACACCACUUUCAUAAUCGAUGAUUAUGCAAUUUCAUUUACCGACCGAUUUUAAGUUGUUCAAAACAUGGGAUUUUUUUAAGAAAUUAAACACGGACUAGUUACAUAGUUAUAUAUAAAAAAAAUACAUUAAAUUAAGCAUGAAUUACGUGAUUUUCUCAAAAAUGAUUAAUUUUUCUCAAAAUGAAUCAUUUUUCUCAUUUUUCUCAAAAAUGAACUUACAGCACUUUCAAAAUAAACGGUCCAUAUAUUGUUUGAAUGCUCUACUCACCACUAGUGUAAUAAGAACGUUAUUCUGUUUCUUACACACAUUAUUUCUUUACAUUGUCUUCAAAAUGGAAUCUCUUAUUAUUAUUUCAAUUUAAUGUAUAAAUUGUAUCGUUUUGAUGCGAAUUCUGAAUAUAUAAAUAAGAAAUGAUAAUGUUAAAAAAGCAUCACUUACACUAGCUACACAAUGAUGAAUUUAAAAUUAUCCAAAAUUCUAACAGGUUUUACUCAAAUGUAACAUUUAAAAGAAUAUCCAAAAAUAUUGGACUCAUCGUAACAAAAUAUGCUACACGCGAAUAUGUGGUAGCAGAUAUUGCCAGAAAUAUCAGUGGCCUAAUAAAUGUACGUGUACUUAUACAGGCAUUAUAACCAUUUGGGACAAGCAUUAUACCCAUGUUUGUAAAAAUUUACGUAAGUACUCAAUGUUCGCAAUGUAAUAAAAAUAGCCUCAAUGUAGGAUUUUCUAAUGUUUUUAUGGGUCCUGGAAAUACAAACGAUAAAAUAAGUACAGCCAGAUUCCAAAUAACUUUCACAAAGGUGAUCGACUGGGAAUCCAACCAGUGUGCUUAGUGCGAGUUUUUUUUAUAUUGCUUAGUUGGGUGGUCGAGCUCACAGCCCACCUGGUGUUAAGUGGUUACUGGAGCCCAUAGACAUCCACAACGUAAAUGCGCCACCAGCCUUGAGAUAUGUUCUAAGGUCUCACGUAUAGUUACAACGGCUGCCCCACCCUUCAAACCGAAACGCAUUACUGCUUCACGGCAGAAAUAGGCAGGGUGGUGGUACCUACACUUACUUACAAGAGGUCCUACCACCAGUAAGAACGUUCUUACGUCUUAACGUUCUCGAUAGCGUAAAAGUUAGCUCAUAUUUGUAUGGAAUGGGAUCGUUUGCGUACGUUUGCCGCUAGGGGCGCUGUUCCAACUGCAUACAAAAUUGGCUUCACUUUUACACUAUAGAGAACGUCAAGAAACUCUCACUAAGCACACAGGUAUCCCCCGUAGUGAGAAUAACUAACCAUUUGACCAAGGAGGCGGUGGAGUUAAAUUUAUAAUUACUAAUCAUGGAUAUUUUGUGAAUCUGCAUACGUCACUACUUUCUUUAACAUUGAUACUAUGAAAUAUUGAUGUGAAGGCGAUAAACGUCUUGUUCUAUUACAAAUUAAAAAUUUUUGUUGGAAGUGAAACUUGAAAGCACUAUACGUCACUAAACCAAAUAUAUUAAGUGUAAAAUUUAUGCACUAAACUGUCAAUGAUUGAAUAUGGUCUCAGUGGAUUAUCUUAUUGCCUCUAGUAGUAAUUUACUGUUUGAAGUUGCUAUCUUUUAUUUAACAGUAAAAAUAAGUGAGAAAAAAAAGGUCGCAAGCUAUCAGUUUAUUUUUUAAAUCCAAAUUUUUGUUCCUGUGCUCAUACUAGACUGAGCGGAGGCCACGCAAAAGUUAACAUUUCCAAAUGAAUGCUAAUAGCAAAUUUUCUUUUAAUUUGAAAUGGUAAAUGUUCUACUCAAAAAAAUGGUAUUUUUUUAAAUGUCAUAAUUCCAUUUAUUUUAUUUUUCGUUUUUAUUUAGUAGACUUUGUGGACUAGUGGACUUUGAUUAUAUAGGUAUAUAAUCAAAGCUAGUGAACUUUAUUAUUUUGGGGGUUAAAUUAUGUUAUGGUGACUACAUAAAGAUUGUGUAGAUGUUAUUAAAUUACGAUCUUUCAAGUGGCAGAAUGUUGUUUACUUUGCAAUAAAGAUUAUUUAUUUACAA
Bombyx mori (domestic silkworm) is the source of this 4830-nucleotide messenger RNA. RefSeq names its product ethanolaminephosphotransferase 1. The record is from RefSeq and is a predicted model, not a curated record. The transcript has 10 exons. Gene Ontology annotation, molecular function: ethanolaminephosphotransferase activity. Bases 407 to 1564 code for a protein of 385 amino acids. Gene Ontology annotation, cellular component: Golgi apparatus; endoplasmic reticulum membrane. Gene Ontology annotation, biological process: phosphatidylethanolamine biosynthetic process. Lineage: Eukaryota; Metazoa; Arthropoda; Insecta; Lepidoptera; Bombycidae.